CAGACUGAGUCACCAUCUUUCACUCUAUAUCCCAAAAUUGUAAAUGUGUAUAUAACUGAAACCAAGCAAAGAACCAUUUCAGAAAUACAGCAAGAUCGAAUACCCAGUUGCUACAUCUGCACAAAACCAAGAACUGCAAGUUGGGUUUUUGGCAAAAUGGCAGAAGCACCCCAGAUUGCCAUUCUUGGAGCUGGUACUUUUGUGAAGACCCAAUACAUUCCAAGGCUGGCUGAGAUCUCUAACCUUGUCAACCUUAAAGCCAUUUGGAGCCGUUCUGAGGAAUCUGCUAGAGGUGCAGUUGAGAUUGCUGGGAAACAUUUUCCAGGAGUAGAAUGCAAAUGGGGUGAUCAGGGUCUUGAGGAAAUUAUUGCAGAUAGUUCAAUUCUUGGUGUUGCUGUGGUUUUAGCUGGCCAAGCUCAGGUUGAUUUCUCACUGAAGCUUCUCAAAGCAGGGAAGAAUGUCCUUCAAGAGAAACCAGCAGCAGCUACUACAAGUGAAUUGGAAACUGCAGUGUCAAGUUAUAAAUCUAUUGUUGCUAAUACUCCCAAUAAACCAAUCUGGGCGGUAGCAGAAAAUUAUCGAUUUGAACCUGCUUUUGUUGAGGGCAAGAAACUAAUGACUGAAAUUGGAGAUGUGAUGAGCAUCCAAGUUAUUGUUGAAGGAUCAAUGAACAGUUCAAACCCUUACUUCUCAAGCUCUUGGAGGCGAGACUUUAAUGGUGGUUUCAUUCUGGACAUGGGAGUACAUUUCGUUGCAGGACUGAGGAUGCUUGCUGGAUGUGAGAUAGUCUCGGUGUCAGCUACAACGUCACAUGUCGACAAGACUUUGCCUCCCCCAGAUAACAUAUCCUCUCUCUUUCAACUGGAGAAUGGCUGUUCUGGGAUUUUUGUGUUGGUGGUCUCCUCAAGGUCUCCCAAGAUAGUUUGGCGAUUUGUUGGCUUGAAGGGAACACUGGAAGUUGAGCGUGGAAACCAAGAUGGACGACACGGCUAUGUGGUCACAUUCUAUAGUGCUGAUGGACAAAGGGAAAGCUCCUUCUACCAAUUUAGAGGAGUGACUGAAGAAUUCAUUGCUUUUAUUAAUGACAUAAAGCAAGUCACUUUAAAGAAGGGAGCUGGCUAUGAAGCUGAGCCUCGCAUGUCAUUUCUGGAAGGUGCUAGAGAUGUUUCUGUUCUAGAGGCAAUGCUCGAAUCUGGAGGAAAGCAAGGGGCACCAGUCCAUGUGAAGAAAUUUUGACAGAACGAUAAGAUCUCUGACUCUCUCUCUCUCUCUCUCUCUUCCCUCCCCCCGAUUGCAGUGGAAAAGGUUCUGGUUGAGAUGCUUUGUCAGUUCAGUUUUCUAUAGUGAAAUUGUUGAAACGAAGAGGGAACAGUCUCUGUAACGAUAUUUAAAACUUCUAAAGGUUGUUUGUUGCCUCUGUAAGGGUACCUGGAUUGUAAAGGAGGACAGUUUACCUUAUGUAACUACCUAUUCAUCAAUAAAUCAUAGUUAGCUGUGUA
This is a messenger RNA of Rosa rugosa (rugosa rose), 1499 nucleotides long. Its product is annotated as dehydrogenase FPY6. Lineage: Eukaryota; Viridiplantae; Streptophyta; Magnoliopsida; Rosales; Rosaceae. Gene Ontology annotation, biological process: NADPH regeneration. The record is from RefSeq and is a predicted model, not a curated record. The coding region runs from base 157 to 1236 and encodes 359 amino acids. Gene Ontology annotation, molecular function: nucleotide binding; oxidoreductase activity. The transcript is spliced from 12 exons. Gene Ontology annotation, cellular component: cytoplasm.